Molecule: messenger RNA, 1414 nt
Organism: Boleophthalmus pectinirostris (great blue-spotted mudskipper)
Lineage: Eukaryota; Metazoa; Chordata; Actinopteri; Gobiiformes; Gobiidae
Gene: gcnt4a
Product: glucosaminyl (N-acetyl) transferase 4a
Exons: 2
Coding region: 137-1414 (425 amino acids)
Cellular component (GO): membrane
Molecular function (GO): acetylglucosaminyltransferase activity
Source: RefSeq, a predicted model, not a curated record
GUUGUUUUCCGUGUACUGUCGGACCUGACAGUAAAAACAGGACUCUUGAUGCACCCGUUACUGCGGCGUUACUCCGGGGAGCAAGAUCCUUGCUGCUGGGGCUGUCCGGGGUUGAGAGCGCACCACUCCAACAAGAAUGACUGUGAGGUGGCGGCAGACUGGUCAGCGACACAGGUGUUUCCUGUUUACCAGCUCACUGCUGCUGCUGUGCCUGCUCAAACUGCUCUCUGUGAGGGUCAGUGUCAGGGGCAGUUCCUACCUCCAGCCCUUUUCUACCUACUCACCAGUAACCCGCAUGUAUGACAUUAACUGCACUGCCAUCUAUGAGCUGGAGCCUGUGGAAAUAGGGCGCUCUCUGGAGUUGAGGCGCACGCUCAGUAUGGACAUGGAUGACAGCAGCACUGUGAGUCUGACCUCAGACUGUCUCAUGUUCCUCCAUAGCAGAGGAUACCAUACGGUUACUACGCGACGAGUGGAGCAGAGCUUCCCACUGGCCUACUCUCUGGUGGUGCAUAAGAACGCACCCAUGGUGGAGCGCAUACUGCGGGCCAUUUAUGUCCCUCAUAACAUCUACUGCAUUCACUAUGACCAGAAGUCCUCUCCUACUUUUAUCAAAGCCAUGCAGAAUGUGGCACACUGCCUCCCUAAUGUGUUCAUCUCCAGUCGGCUGGAGUCAGUGCAGUACGCCCAUGUGAGCCGCCUUCACGCAGACCUCCACUGCCUGUCUGACCUGCUGCAGGCGCGCACAGCCUGGAGAUAUGUUAUUAACCUGUGCGGUCAGGACUUCCCUCUCAGGACCAACUACGAGUUGGUAAUGGAGCUGCAGGCACUCAAUGGCACUAACAUGUUAGAGACGAGCCGACCCAGCCUGCUCAAGAGACAGCGCUUCACCUUUCAAUACCAGCUUAAAUCUGUGCCCUAUGAGUACCGCAGCAUUCCAGUCAAAACCAGAGCCACCAAACAACCUCCUCCACAUGGGAUACAGGUGUUCAUAGGCAGUGCCUACUUUGUCUUGUCCAGGGAGUUUGUCCAGUACAUUCAGAGCAGCCCAGUGGCCAGGGACUUCUUGGCCUGGUCUGCAGACACCUACUCUCCCGAUGAGCACUUCUGGGCGUCCAUGGUGCGAGUUCCUGGAGCACCUGGACACAUCCCCUACUCUGCGCCUGACAUCUCAGACCUUAUCAGUAAAACACGGCUGGUCAAGUGGAACUAUCUGGAGGGCAGUCUGUACCCGGCCUGCACAGGGACACAUAUGAGAAGUGUGUGCAUCUAUGGGGCCGCUGAGCUGCGCUGGCUCCUCACCUAUGGCCACUGGUUUGCCAACAAGUUUGACCUGAAAGUUGACCCUAUCCUCAUCCAAUGUUUGGAGGAAAAACUAUUGGAGAGACAGCACACCACACACCCACAGCAGUGA